Messenger RNA from Telopea speciosissima, 1375 nucleotides. RefSeq names its product exopolygalacturonase-like. The transcript is spliced from 6 exons. Gene Ontology annotation, biological process: carbohydrate metabolic process. The record is from RefSeq and is a predicted model, not a curated record. Gene Ontology annotation, molecular function: polygalacturonase activity. The coding region runs from base 1 to 1314 and encodes 437 amino acids. Lineage: Eukaryota; Viridiplantae; Streptophyta; Magnoliopsida; Proteales; Proteaceae.
AUGGCAGCAGUAGUUCUUUUCUCUUGUCUGGUGGCGUUGCUUUCAUGUGUAACCGAGGGUGGUGCUCCCCUUGGCACAGCCGUUGCCGCGGUGGCCGGCCGUCCAGCAGUGAUGGCCCGCCGUCCAGUGGCGGUGGCCGGCCGUCCAGCCGUGGUGGCUGGCCGUCAAGCCGCUAAUCGUGAUAUUACAGUUUUUAAUGUUCUCACCUACGGUGCUAAGCCUGAUGGCAGGACCGACAACACUCAGGCAUUCAUGAAGACAUGGGUUGCAGCGUGCCAUUGGAAAGGGAAAGCAAGGUUUCUUGUACCUUUGGGCACAUUUUUGGUUGGUCCGGUUAUAUUUGCAGGGCCAUGUGUUGGGCCACCUCCCAUUAUCGUUCAAAUAUUAGGAACCGUUAAAGCAGUUGUUGAUAUUAGUGAAUACGAAUCUCCUGAAUGGUUCUUGUUCGAGCGAAUUGAUGGUAUUAUUCUCACCGGCGGUGGAACUUUCGAUGGUCAAGGUGACCAAGUUUGGAAAUACAAUGACUGUAAACAAAACAGUGGCUGUCAACUCAUGCCAGCUAACAUAAAGUUCAAUCAUGUUAACAAUGGGAGGAUUCGUGGUAUCCAUUCACUUAAUAGCAAAGCUUUUCACUUUAUGAUUAACUUUUGCCAGAACUUGGGGAUUCGCAGAAUCAAUAUCAUCGCCCCUGACAAUAGCCCAAACACAGACGGAAUCCACAUCAGUGACUCCAAUUCCAUCGGAAUAUCCAAAAGCAUGAUUGGAACAGGGGAUGAUUGCAUCUCCAUUGGUCAAGGCUCAACCAAUGUCACCAUUAAUGGAGUCUCAUGCGGACCAGGACAUGGAAUUAGUGUUGGUAGCCUUGGCAAGUACGACGAUGAAAAGGAAGUGAAUGGAAUCACAGUGAAAAACUGCACAUUAUCGAACACAGAUAAUGGUGUUAGGAUAAAAACUUGGCCUGGAUCUCCUCCAGGCCGUGCAUCAGGAUUCAUUUUUGACGACAUUAUCAUGAACAAUGUUCAGAAUCCAAUUAUAAUAGAUCAACAAUAUUGCUCAGGGAGUAGUUGCAAAAAUAAGCCGCCCUCUCGCGUGCAGGUGAGCAAUGUGCAUUUCAUGAAUAUCAGAGGCACCUCGGCAACAAAGGUUGCAGUGAGCAUCAACUGCAGUCGACAGUUUCCGUGCCAGAACGUUCAGCUGUCCAACAUCAAUCUCAAGUUCCAAGGCAAAAUUCCAAACGAUUUCACCGCUUUGUCCCAAUGUUCAAAUGUGAAAUUAGGCUUCGCCGGCGUUCAGGUCCCAGCACCUUGUCGAUAAGUUUCAGCUAUCGGGUUGGUUGGCAAGAGAAUGAGAGCACAGCCAUUACUAAUUUGGAAGU